AGUUAUCCUUGCGUGACCAAAUAAACCUCGAGUGGAAAGAUGCUAGCCUUUAGCAGGGUCCAAAAUGUUCCCCUUUUUCUACGAUGCUUAUGGUUGGCUGUUUGUUUUACCCCUAACAGAGGUUCUGAAGGUUAUGUACGUACAGUGGCGGGAGGUGGUUUUCCUCACAAAGGCGCCAAAACAGACUGUCAAGACCGCGUCACUGCUGUCGAUGGGUUUGGCACUAAUGCCAGGUUUAACUACCCCUGGGGUAUAACCUACCAUAGCGAGGACAAUACUAUAUACGUGGGGGACUGCAGCUGUCCAGGCAUACUAUCCACCAAUGCAAACGAAAGAAUACGAAAAAUUAAAGUUGAUACAGGUGAAGUUACGUCCCUUGCAGGAAGUUUGAAAGGUUACCGUGACGGGCGAAGAGAGAGAGCGCAGUUUAGACAUAUUUCAGGAAUGGUAAUAGAUUCCAGUACUAAUACCAUGUAUGCUGUAGACUCGGGUAACGACAGAAUUCGACAAGUGAACCUAAAGACAGGAGAUGUUACGACCUACGCUGGUGACGGACAGUCUGGGUUUGUCGAUGGCCCUGCAACUAAAGCAAGAUUUCAGAAUCCACAAGCUGUGACUAUUGACAAACGGAACAAAAUAAUUUAUCUCAGUGAUACGGACAACCAUGCAAUAAGAGUGAUUUCUCUAAAGGAUGGUAUGGUGAAGACGCUGGCUGGUGGUAACCAAGGACAUGAAGAUGGUCACAGCAAACGAGCCAAGUUCUACCAUCCAACUGGCAUUGCUUAUAACGAAAAGAGUCAUGUUCUUUAUGUUGCUGAUCAUUAUAAUCACGUGAUUAGGAUCGUUGACAUCAGGAACAGUAAAGUAUCUACACUAGCAGGUGGACGAAGAGAAGGGUUUCUGGAUGGAACAGGAGAAUUAGCACGUUUCAACUAUCCCGAGGGACUCGCGUAUGAUCCUGAAUACGAGAUACUCUACGUGGUGGAAUUUGAUAAUAACGCCGUACGAAUGAUCACCUUGGAUGGUAAAGUCACAACAAUAGCUGGUGGAUAUUCAGAGGGGUAUGAUGAUGGAUAUGGAACCAAGGCACACUUUUUUCAUCCAACUGGCCUUGCAUUUGACUCUGAAAGAAAAAUCAUCUACGUCACAGAUCAGUAUAACCACAUGGUACGAAGUAUUACAGCUGUUGGGUACAAAGGAAAGCUCCCUGUGUUAGCGCAUGUGUACGCAGUGGGCUCAAGUUAUUUCAAUGCACUUUUCUUCCUGUCAUGUGUUUGUCUACUCGUUGUUCUGGUCUUGACUCGACRACGCUGGAGAACCUGGUUCGUAAGCAGAACCCGAACACACUAACCAUCCAAUCAUCGCUCUUGCCUGCGACUUCUCGCAACGAGACAACUUCUCUCGUUAAUUACGAUAAAGACAGAUAAGUAAGACAGAUUUUAAAAGUGUAUUUAAAAUGAAAAUUAACGCAAAAAUCCAUUAUCAAGGUUUAAUGAUCAAAGUUUCGUCUCACCAUUUAAAUGUAAACAUGGGUAUUGUCAGAUAAGUCAUUGAUAUUUGGAUAACCUCAUUUUCACCGGUACUUUUCUAAAGCCCCGUUUACACUGGCGAUUUUUGCGGCGAUUUUUACUGCGAUUUUUGUGGCAAUUUUCGGAAAUAUGAAAUCUUUUGUCUCAUCCUUCAAAAGAGACAUUCGUCUAGGAAAAUCUUGGUAUCCUGAAAAAAACUUUACAAGUAAAUUCUUUACCAUUAUUUAUUGUAGACAAAAUAAAGCAAGCUUAGCAUGGAAA
Messenger RNA from Actinia tenebrosa (Australian red waratah sea anemone), 1790 nucleotides. Its product is annotated as NHL repeat-containing protein 2. Lineage: Eukaryota; Metazoa; Cnidaria; Anthozoa; Actiniaria; Actiniidae. The record is from RefSeq and is a predicted model, not a curated record.